Messenger RNA from Pogoniulus pusillus (Red-fronted tinkerbird), 4094 nucleotides. It is a transcript of the gene FEM1C, whose product is annotated as fem-1 homolog C. NCBI's taxonomy places the organism in Eukaryota, Metazoa, Chordata, Aves, Piciformes, Lybiidae. The transcript is spliced from 3 exons. The coding region runs from base 273 to 2126 and encodes 617 amino acids. The record is from RefSeq and is a predicted model, not a curated record. Gene Ontology annotation, molecular function: protein binding.
CUGGCUGUCAUGGAGGUGGUAGGAGCUGUGCAGGCGGCAGUGGCGGCGAGUGUUUCCUGGUGAGGUCUGCUGAGACGGGAGGGGCCCAGUAACACCGCAGAAAGAUUUGUAACAAGCACAGCCUGUGCUUGGUCAGGACCCUGUUCACAAUCUUCAUGUUGCCCCAUCUAGAUGAAACUGGGGACACUGUUUGGGCUGUGUGUUUCUAGUAAGGUUUUGACUCUGAAAAAGGCAGGUGUGUAUCCUUCAAAAAGCAUAGACGUACAGACUAAAUGGAUCUAAAGACAGCAGUAUUCAAUGCAGCUCGUGAUGGCAAGCUGCGGCUCCUUUCCAAGUUACUAGCAAGCAAAACAAGAGAAGAGGUAGCCCAGCUGAUGUCAGAGAAAACCAAUGGUGCUACGCCACUUCUAAUGGCAGCUCGUUACGGUCACCUUGACAUGGUAGAGUACUUGUUGGACCAUUGCUCAGCAUCGAUAGAAGUUGGUGGUUCAGUGAACUUUGAUGGUGAAACCAUUGAGGGGGCUCCGCCAUUAUGGGCAGCAUCAGCAGCUGGCCACUUGAAGGUGGUUCAGUGUCUAUUAGAUCAUGGUGCGUCUGUCAACAAUACAACUCUGACAAAUUCAACACCACUUCGAGCUGCCUGUUUUGAUGGUCACCUCGAAAUAGUAAAAUACCUUGUGGAGCACAAAGCAGACCUGGAAGUAUCAAACCGUCAUGGGCAUACAUGCUUGAUGAUCUCAUGUUACAAAGGCCACAAAGAGAUUGCCCAGUAUUUGCUUGAAAAAGGAGCUGAUGUUAACAGAAAAAGUGUCAAAGGAAACACUGCUUUGCAUGACUGUGCAGAAUCUGGAAGUUUGGAGAUCAUGAAGAUGCUUCUCAAGUAUUGUGCAAAAAUGGAAAAGGAUGGUUAUGGAAUGACUCCCCUUUUGUCAGCUAGUGUGACAGGCCACACAAAUAUCGUGGAUUUUCUGACCCAGCAUGUACAGACCAGUAAAGCUGAGCGCAUAAAUGCUCUGGAACUCCUAGGAGCAACAUUCGUGGACAAAAAGAGGGAUCUUCUUGGAGCUUUGAAGUAUUGGAAACGUGCUAUGGAAAUGAGAUACAAUGAUAGGACUAAUAUCCUGAGCAAACCUGUGCCACAAACACUAAUUAUGGCAUAUGAUUAUGCUAAAGAGGUAAACAGCUCCGAAGAGCUAGAAAAUCUUAUUGCAGACCCUGAUGAGAUGAGAAUGCAAGCACUGUUAAUUAGAGAGCGCAUUCUUGGCCCUUCUCACCCUGAUACAUCAUACUAUAUUAGAUACAGAGGUGCUGUCUAUGCAGACUCUGGAAACUUUAAGCGUUGUAUCAACUUAUGGAAAUACGCUUUGGACAUGCAGCAGAGUAACCUUGAUCCACUGAGUCCCAUGACAGCCAGCAGUUUGCUAUCAUUUGCUGAGCUUUUCUCUUUCAUGUUGCAGGAUAGGGCAAAAGGCCUGCUGGGCACUACUGUCACAUUUGAUGAUCUCAUGGGUAUACUGUGCAAAAGUGUGCUUGAAAUAGAACGGGCCAUGAAACAAAAGCAGUGUCCUCCUGAUCCAAUACAGCUGAACAAAGCCCUCUCUAUCAUUUUGCAUUUAAUUUGUUUGUUGGAGAAAGUACCUUGCAGCUCAGAACAGGAGCAUUUUAAGAAAAGGACUAUUUACAAGUUUCUUAAACUUCAGCCUAGAGGAAAGAACAACUUCAGUCCGCUUCAUCUGGCUGUUGACAAUAAUACAACAUGUGUGGGUCGCUACCCAGUUUGCAGAUUCCCUUCUCUACAAGUUACUGCUAUCCUGGUGGAAUGUGGUGCUGAUGUAAAUGUCAGAGACUGUGAUAAUAACAGUCCACUACACGUUGCUGCACUGAACAACCAUCCGGACAUCAUGAAUCUUCUUAUCAAAUCAGGUUCCCACUUUGAUGCCACAAACUCUCAUAAACAGACUGCUACUGAUUUGCUGGAUGAGAAGGAAAUAGCAAAAAAUUUAAUCCAACCCAUAAAUCAUACUACACUGCAGUGUCUUGCUGCUCGAGUAAUAGUGAAUCAUAACAUAUGCUAUGCAGGGCACAUCCCUGAGAAGCUAGAGAACUUUGUUUUGCUCCAUAGAUGAUGACAUGGGAUCACAGUGUACUGCUUUCAAAGCACGACUUGGUGAUGGUGUUUUCUUUGAGCACUGUUGUGAUACACCAGCGUUCACUUGCUCCAUCUUGCUCUUGUUGGCUAUAGCGUUGUUAGCAUCAGAUCUGCAGAGUUGGUUACCCAGUAUUUAAUAUGAAUAUGCCAUAUAAUAUAUUUUGUGGGUUAUUUAGAAAUGUUAUGCCAUAUUUAGACUCUUAAAAUUGUCUGCCAAAGGCUUGUCUCUUCUGGUCUUACUUGCUUGUUGGGUGUUUGGGUCCGAAUUGAGUAUUUUCCACAAAUGUCUUUUUACUAUAACUGUUAUGUGGAUUUUAUACAGUUGGAAGGUCAUUUUGGUUUUGGUUGUGCUUGAGCAUUUCUACUCUAUUCUUUUUCUAUGAACACAUUGCUUAACUGUACAAGCUGUAUGGACUUGUUAACAUUUGUAGUUACCAUAAGUGCUUUUAUCUUCUCUAUGCACUGGCUUAAACAUGACUGUUGUGUGUAAGCAUAUUUCUAUGCAGCUCUUCGCCAAUUUCAACUUAAAUGCCAAUUUUGUUUUGCAGUUUGUUUGGAGCUCUUUUAAGAAUGCUGUCUUCCUAGCAUGAUGAUGAAUUUUGGAGUUACUUCUCAACUCUCCAAACUUGGGUUUGACUUUUUUGACUGCUGUAGCUGAGGCUGCUUUCCUUUUGAUCCUCUGGAAAUUUGUCUUGUAUCUGUGAGAAGAGAAUCUCACUUCUCAUCAUAGUCCACUUGAACUUUAAAUCUGAAAAUGAUCUUCCAUGCAUCAUGAAGUUAGGGGAGGGAUCCUCAUUAUGUACAACUGACACCUUCCCCUUUGCACUAAUGUCUUGCUUGUGCUGGUUAUGUCACUAGAUGUGAAGUUUGUUCAGAGUUUAACCUCAAACUUGAUACAGUUUAAUGAGAAAUAGAUCAAAUGUAUGCUAUAGUUUAUUACAAGUCAACUUUACAAGAGAAACUAAAGCAUGUUGGUGGCAUGAUGCUUAUCAGUCCAGAUUUAGACAUCAUCUAAUAUAGUAUGUGGCUGUGUGCCAGCGUAUGGAAGUUCUAUAGCAAUGUCCUUUUUUCUUCAUUUUAAGUAUCUUUAUAAACACUUGCAUGAUUUUUUUCAUCUCUACUUUGCCAGCUGUAAUUAACAAAAAGCAGAAGUUCUGUUGUGUAUAUAGCUCCUAAUUAAAGCACCUAUUUUUAUAACCUUUGCACAACAGCUUAGCUUUCACAACAGAAAGGGCUCUUUCAACUUGAUAAGAAAUCUGUAAGUGAAGAUCAUAAAUGUGAGUGUGAUUCAGGUAAUUAAUACAAUUCAGCACUUUACCAUUGUUUAAUAGUGUAAUUUAUUAUGACACAUUAGCCCUGCAAAUGUCUUAAAGUGAAAUUGAUUUCUGUUGGAUAGACUACAGUUUACUUGCAAGUGCUCCAGCGUAUUUUUGACUUGAUGUUUUGUUCUGGUGGUGUGCUGUAAAUGUACCUAUGGGGCUUUUGCUGCAGAAAUUGAACAAGUUGAUUUAGGCCUUUGUCAGCGAUAUUUAGAGGUCAAAAUAGUUAAAUUUGUUCUAAUGUUUUAAGUUGAUGUUAGAAACUUUUGUUGUUGCGAAUUAAAUUGAGGAAGAAUGUAUCUUGGGAGCAUAUCAGAAUAAUUCUUCUUUGCUUUUGGGCUGUUUUGGCGUUCCUGUCACUGUACAGCAUAUAGUGCCUACUGGCUUAGCCAUUCUUCGGAAAAAUAUGGGGAUGUUUUUAAAAGCAGUGCUAUUUAUGUAUUGACACUUUCAGACUCUGUUUUGAAGCAGCUUUCACCAUUUGUUUAAUGCCACAUUUACAUUGCAUGAAAUUCUGAGAAUGAGGAAGCCCUGUUAGUUUCUCUUGCAAAUACACAGGAGUAAAAUUCUGUGCAGUUGGCUGAAUUUCUCAAAUGAAUGUAACGAUUAAAGCACAUACCAACUAA